Molecule: messenger RNA, 3963 nt
Organism: Scedosporium apiospermum
Lineage: Eukaryota; Fungi; Ascomycota; Sordariomycetes; Microascales; Microascaceae
Exons: 10
Coding region: 1-3963 (1320 amino acids)
Biological process (GO): transmembrane transport; metal ion transport
Cellular component (GO): membrane
Molecular function (GO): metal ion transmembrane transporter activity
Source: RefSeq, a predicted model, not a curated record
AUGACUCAAGAAUUUUGCUGCAAUAUCUCCUACACUGCCGCCGCCAACGAAGGCGCGAAGCCAGAAGAACGCCUCACCCACGCCGAACUAUGGCAGGGUGUCAAGCGAGGUGGCCGACAUCCUGACGAGUUCGCCACCUUUGUCCGGAGCUGUGAGGUCCUCUCGGGCGGCCGUAACGAGUUUGUACGAGAGCUGGUCAUUGGCGACGGCGCCGUGCACACUGGCGAUGGCGAAAAGAUCGUCCAAGACGUGUUCAUCCAGGAUGAUCUAUAUGCAUGUCUAGUGGCUGCCACGACACAAGAUACUGGAGCGAAGAGCACAAUAAUUGUAUCAUACGGUGGGAAAACGGAGACGGCCCAGGAAGAGGACGAGCCCUACCUCACCCUAUUUUACGAGCUCAGAAUGGGAGAAAAAUCACCAGCGCCGGGGAGCAAGGAGGCCGAAGAUAUUAGGACAAACUAUCGUGCGCUGGCGAAGAAUAUGUGCAACGAUUCGAUUCGCCUUAUCAGAGGCUGGAAGCUAGAGGGAAAACUGGCUCAAUGGGCCGAAGACGACAAGAACGGGGUAUUGAAUCGACAGCCAGAUCUCAGCGCCCCCAGCUUGCUCCGACAAGUCAGAGCGCGAGAUGGGCGGCAAUGGAGGCCUGUUUCGUCUGCCGAAGAGCGGUUGCGCGAGGCGAUUCGAAAGGACGAAAUGCGAAGGGAUGUCUGCGAUUCGCUUUACGAGACGCUCACGCGGACCGAUAUUCUGCGAAAGGCCAUCCGCGAAGACGAAAUGUUCAAGCAUUUCAUUGUGAAUAUCGAUACUAGCAGGGAAGCCUGGAAGUCGAAAAAACGGUUCUUGGCCGGCGGCGCGCCCGAACGUGAGACAGCUGAUGGUUGGCCGAACGUCCGUGUUUUGCUGAGGGAAAUUUCCGAAAAUCGGGAAGAGCGUGGAGCAGACAUCCUCGAGGUUGGAGAUGCAGGGAAGCAGGGCAAGGAAGGCACGAAAAUCGCUGACGACAUUGGUGAAGGAACAAAAGACCAAGUUUUACCGGAAUCUGCAGAGAAAGCGACAGUCUCGCCAACGGCCAUCUCUAGCCCCGGGGGAGCUGCUGGCGACCAUGCGACGACCGAAGACGAGGACAUUCCUCGAUAUAGAAUUGAGAGGGACGUAAAAGCCCGAGUUCUCCGGUUCACCAGAAUCAGGGACGGCGGGCAGCAGCGCUUUUCCGGCGUGCCAAAUUCUCCCGAGGACAAGCCUUUCAAGGGCGUAUUCCCUGAUCAGCAAAUCGCCUUUUGUUACUGUGUCGGGGCCGAUGGCAAGUUCUCCAGGAAGAAGCAUUCCGAAAAGUGUGAAUCAAAAUAUGAGACUCUAACGCAUUAUCACAUUCCAUGUAACAACAUGUCGUGGGUGGAGGAUGUUCUAGCCACCUAUUACCGCUUACCUCAGCGAUAUCCCAACCUGAAAGGGCGAGCGCUUCGGGAAGCCGUUAGGCGCGACGUCAUGGACCUGCCGGUGAUGCAGCACUCGCGCUGGCUUGGUCAAGUUCACGGCUCCAAUGACACUACAGUCCACACGCGCCACUUGAGGCCCUUCUGUGACCGAUUCCCGACCUGGACCGGCGAUGUUUCCGAAUUCCAUGACAAGGAGAAGUGGGUAACCGUCGAGGACUCCGCUCUCUCUAAUACUGUCCUUUUUAUGCCGUAUCUCCACUGGGAAACCGACCGUGCUCGUGUCAAGGUAGGCGACAUGAUCGAGAGAUACACAACGCGCCAUAACGACAAAGAGAUUGGGAAGUUCAAGGAUUACGUCCAUGAAAUCCGAAAAAUGCAAAAGAGGAAAUGGGGCGAACUUCGGGACCCCGUCGAUGUCGCGGCUCGAAGCAGGCCAGCAUCCAAAGAGCAACUGACCCCCGAGGAGCAGGAGAGGGAAGAGAGAGAAAAGUCCAGAUACUACGCCAACGCCAUCACGAAGAACCUCGAGGACGUCCUUUGGCAGGAAGUUAGGACAGCCCACUGGAAAAAGAACGAAAAGCAGCAAGAGGCGAGCAAGGUCUUUACUGGCAUACGGAUUGAUGAGUGGCGUCGUUUCAUCCCACGCGGGCCCAAGAAAGCGCUGGCACAAUAUCUUCUUGAUGCGGCUAGGCUCUUCGAGACCAUGUCGCACUACCCGGAGUUCAAGCUAUUCGACAAGUAUCUCUUUGCUAACCCACCCGUUCAUCCCCGUCGUUCGCUUGACCAGUCGUACCUGUGGCGACUGAACUCGACACGUCGGAGGGACAGGGACCAAGUCGUCUACCGACACACGAAACCGCGUAUACCGCACAAGUUCCAGCCCAUGCCGAGUAACCCAGGCGGCCUCCCUUCCCGCCUGCUCGAGCCGAUGGGCAACGACUGCAUUGGGAACUUGAAAGAACCACAUCCGCUCGCCUGGAUCGACCACGGCGAGGCCGAGAAGGACGGAUGCUACGAGUGCUGGGAGGAUAGUCUCGCGGUUGCAAGGUCCAUCAUGGUUGAUCAGCUGUGGAUGUGGGUCCUGGACGAUGAUACGAUCCUGACAUGCUUCCCGCAACGCUAUGGUUCGGGCAAAGAGGACCCGUCGGAAGUCCAUAACGUCAUCGCUCGGAGGCUUACGCCUCCCGGAGAGACGUCUAUAUUUUCUGUUUGGGAUCUGGCUGUGAUUAUCCUGGACGCCUGUUUCGAUUCCUUUUUCGAUCGUACCAUCACGACUGAUCGACGACCGCAAGUACUGGACAUCUUUAGCGAAUCCAUUGGCAACAUUGCAAUUGCUCUCCGCCAUCUCUGGCAGCUCUCCGACGGCCUUUCCAACAAACUCAACUCUGGCCUCUUCCGGACAGAGCAAAACGUUGACAAGCUAAUUCUGCCUCUGCUUGAUGUGACAAAAGAGGGCCAUCUCCAGCAAGAGAUCCGCGACAUUAUCGACGAACUCGACAUGAUGAUCCACGUCAUCAGGGAGCAAAGAGAAGUGAUCGAAACCUUCAUCGAUCAAACGAGUGACAUAUUCCAAGACGAAGGUUUCGAUAACGGUUCCUGGAGAGGGGCCGAUACCGACGGCGGACGGGAGAGCGAUGAUAAUAGCGUCAAUGGCCCCAACUAUGCCCAGCUUUCCUUCCAGGACAAAGUCGAGAAGCUCACUCGGAAGGUCGACCGUAGGAUGGAUGAGCUGCAGAGUCUCAGGCAGAGCGCCGAGGGUGUGGCGCAGAACGUCAAGGACCUGUUGGACUUGAAGCAGCAGCAGGCCAGCGUUGUCCAGGCGUAUCAGGCCAUAGUGCAGGGAGAUGAGACUGUGAAGCAGGGGCAAGCCAUCAUGCUGUUUACAGUCAUGACAAUCAUCUUCCUUCCUCUUUCGUUCAUGUCGAGCUUGUUCGGGAUGAAUGCCUUGGAAUUCGAGUUCGAUACCGAUCCUAGUGAUUCUAGCGCUCUCGACUUCAGAAACGCUAUGCGGAAGCGAGGAUUAGAUCGUAUCCAAGACUUUUAUCCAACUACCAUCCGGAGACAGCUCUGGAUUAUUUUCACAACAUCCAUUUGCAUCCUGCCAUUCAUCUUCUUUCCGGGCUUCAGCCGGCGAUUUAGGACGCUCGUCUGGAUCGCAAUACGAUACGCCAGGGAAAAGAUACGAGCUACGUGGCGAUUCUACACCCCCGAUCUCAACUUUCCGACUAUCGACGACAUCGUGGAGAGGGUAGAAGGGGAAAUCUGGGAGAUGCAGGUCCAGGCGCAGCGGGCUAGGAGCCAGAAGCUGUGGGAUGCAGCGAUGGCGCGAGAUGCCAAUCGUCGUCCGCCGAAUCCUGGAGGCUAUAGGGCCCCUCGUGAGUCGACCUGGACUACUCAAACUUCUGGGGCGGGGAAAGACUCUCUUCUGGCGUCUAAGGUUACUCGUGGGGCAACCUUUGACCGCUCGCCUCCAAAAGGAACACCAGGCGACCUCGAGAAAGGGCCUCGAGAAAGCAGGACUAUUUAA